Molecule: messenger RNA, 5839 nt
Organism: Dama dama (fallow deer)
Lineage: Eukaryota; Metazoa; Chordata; Mammalia; Artiodactyla; Cervidae
Gene: FOXRED2
Product: FAD dependent oxidoreductase domain containing 2
Exons: 8
Coding region: 571-2640 (689 amino acids)
Molecular function (GO): monooxygenase activity; flavin adenine dinucleotide binding
Source: RefSeq, a predicted model, not a curated record
CACCGCGCACGCGUAGGGAGCGGCUCCCGGAUGCCGCGCGUCUGCAGGAGAGCGGCCUCGCGCGGCUCCGCGGCAGGUGUGCCUGGGCAUCCCUGUCACGUGACCGAAGAGGCCGGGGCGCCGGGCGCGGGCGGGGGACACGAUCGUGCAGCCCAGUCCUCCAGGCUGGAGCCGGGAGCGCGGGGACGAGGGCAAAAAGCCGUGACUCUCAAGGGUCUGGCCUCGGGAGGCCCUAGGAGGGUGUUGGGCACCCCAGAAAUUAGGGGAAAUCGGGGAAGAUACCUACCCUUUUAUUACCAUGUCAGUAAGGAGUCCGGCGCCCCUGGGAAGUAAGGUCCUGAGGAAGAUGGAGGGGUUCAGGACUCCUGCAGGGAGCCCAGAUCCGAGCUAGAAACGAUGCAGUCGGGGCAGUUGACGUCAGAGGUCUUUGGGUUCUGGCUGCACCCUAAAUCGCAGUGAGCGCAGGGGCAAGCCCUUGCCUCUCUCUAGGCCCCCAGUUCCUGGCUCCCCUCCACCGGCCUCGAGGGCCCUACCGUGGCCCGAGGCCUCACCCUUGUGGUCUGCCGUAGGAUGGGCCUCUCCGCCGCCGCCCCGCUGUGGGGCCCCCCGGGGCUGCUCCUGACCAUCGCCCUGCACCUGGCUCUCUCCCUGAGCCCUGCCCAGGCCUGGGCGCCCGUGCAUCGGGACUACUGCGUCCUGGGCGCCGGGCCCGCAGGCCUGCAGAUGGCCUACUUCCUGCAAAGGGCAGGCAGAGACUACACGGUGUUUGAACGCGCCCCGGGGCCGGGCAGCUUCUUCAUGCGCUACCCCCGGCACCGCAAGCUCAUCAGCAUCAACAAGCGGUACACUGGCAAGACCAAUGCCGAGUUCAACCUGCGCCACGACUGGAACUCUCUGCUCAGCCACGACCCCCGGCUGCUCUUCAGACACUACUCUGACGCCUACUAUCCCGACGCCAGCGACAUGGUGCGCUACCUGAGCGACUUUGCAGAGUGGCUGGGGCUUCACGUGCUGUAUAACACAACCAUUGCCCACGUCACUCUGAACAAGGAUUGUGGGGCCUGGAAUGGCCAUUACUUCAUCCUGACCGACCACCGGGGCCAGGCAUACCAGUGUAGCGUCCUUCUUGUGGCCACCGGCUUGUCGGUGCCCAACCAGGUGGACUUCCCUGGCUCCGAAUAUGCGGAUGGUUAUGAGUCCGUGUCCGUGGAUCCCAAGGACUUUGUGGGUCAGAACGUGCUGAUCCUGGGCCGGGGGAACUCGGCCUUUGAGACAGCAGAGAACAUCUUCAGUGUCACCAACUUUAUCCAUAUGCUGAGCCGCUCCCGGGUCCGGCUCUCCUGGGCCACCCACUACGUCGGAGACCUCAGGGCCAUCAACAAUGGCCUGCUGGACACCUACCAGCUGAAGUCCCUGGACGGGUUGCUCGAGUCCGACCUGACAGACUUGGCCAUCGUGAAAGACCACCAGGGCAAGUUCCACAUCACUCUGAAGCUCUUCAUGGAGGCAGGCAACCAGAGUUCUGAUGCCAUCCCCCUCCCCCAGGACGACAAUGACAACUUUGCCAUGCGCGUGGCCUAUGACCGGGUCAUCCGCUGCCUGGGCUGGAAGUUUGACUUCUCCAUUUUCAGCAAGUCACUCCGACUCUCUUCAGGGAGUGAACUCAGCAAGAAAUACCCCCUGGUCAGAGCCAGCUAUGAAUCCAAAGGGAGCCGGGGCCUCUUCAUCCUAGGGACUGCCAGCCAUUCAGUGGAUUACCGGAAAUCUGCUGGGGGUUUCAUCCAUGGAUUCCGAUACACAGUGCGUGCCGUCCACCGGCUGCUGGAGCAGCGCCACCACGGUGUGGCCUGGCCCUCCACCGAGCACCCCAUCACACACCUGGCCAGUGCCAUCAUCCGGCGCAUCAACGAGGCCUCUGGGCUCUACCAGAUGUUCAGUGUGCUGGCCGACGUGGUCCUGCUAAAGGAGAACGCCACCAUCUUUGAGUAUCUGGAGGAGUUCCCCAUGCAGAUGCUGGCGCAGCUGGAGACAAUCACGGGAAAGAGGGCGAUGCACGGGCUCUUCGUCAUCAACAUGGAGUAUGGCCGGAACUACUCUGGGCCCGACAAGGACGUCUUCUUUUCUGACCGUUCUGUGGGGCACAUGGAAGACGCCUGGCUGUCCAACUUCCUCCAUCCUGUCAUCUACUACUACAAGCACCUCCCCACCGAGCAGGAGGUGAGGUUCCGCCCGGCGGGCUGGCCGCUCCCGCGGCCCUUGGCCCUCCACCACGUCGUGGAAGAUUUCCUGACGGACUGGACAGCCCCGGUGGGGCACAUCCUGCCCCUGAGGCGCUUCCUGGAGAACUGUUUGGAUACCGAUCUGCGAAGCUUCUAUGCAGAGUCCUGUUUCCUGUUCGCCCUAACACACCAGAAGCUCCCGCCCUUUUGCCAGCAGGGCUACCUGAGAACGCAGGGUCUCGUGGGAACUGAGAGCCUCCGUCAGCACGGCGUGGAGAGCGGGCUCCUGUGGGACUCUGCCAUCAUGGGUCAGCGCCAGGGGGCCAGCGAGCAGCAGCCUGGCGACCACGGGCCAGGAGGGCACCCUCUGGCUCCAGGGCCUCCGGUCUCACCUUUCAACAGCAACAAGGAGGAGCUCUGAUGGGCGGCUGCUCCCACUAGGGUCACAGUCAGCCUUCCUCUUCCCCGCAGUUUCGUGCUCCCACGUGAUUGCCAAAGACCCCCCUCAGAUCAUCGCGGCGACCACACCAAAGCCACACGGAGGGCAUAGACGGGCUGAAGGGUGGCCACGCAGUGGUCUCCCCUCCUGUUUGGUUCAGGGAUUUCUGGGAAGAGGGGUCCAGGGACAGCAUCUUCUGCCAGAUGGAAGGGAGCCGCCUUCCACGCCAGACUUGUCUGCAAGCCAGCCACCAUGAGCACCAGGCUGGCCUCAGCUCCGUCCCCAUCAAGUGCCCAGUGUUCCUCUUCCGAGGGCCCUGGAUUCCGCCUACCCGUGGAGCGCUUCACAAGUGCAAUCCACCCUCAUCUUCAUACGGGUUGUAGCAGGCACUUUAAGACAAAGGCUCUAAGGUCCUCUGCCAAGUGGGGCAGGUGGGGCUGUUACCCCCUGAUGGAAACACCAGCUGAGGAAGGUCAGGUGAUCCCAGGGGUCCCAGCAAGGAGUCUGGGAAGCCCUAAGGCCCGCCCUGCUUCACCGGACUGCCUCUCCCAGCCCCAUCUCUGCUUUCAGAAUCCCAGUCGGGGCAGAGAGAGGACAGCUCCCUGCAGGCCGUCUUAUCUACGCGGGUCUCUGCCAAGCUGCUCUCUCCCCAGGACCGCCCUCCCUGACUUGCCUUCCCGCUCUGUGUUCUCCUCUCUCUCAUCCUACUCCCCUGCCCUCUGGCAUUCCGAACAGCGCCUCCUCGCCUCUGCCCUGCCAGAUCAGGUUUUGUGAAAUGGUCCCCAUGCUGGCUAUCAGUGGGGAUUCUCUUGGAGGGGAUUCACCCCACUGUUCCAUACAGAGCCCAGCUCAGCAUGGGCAAGAAAUCAUCUAUAAAUGAGUUUGUAAGAUAACGAUGAUGAAUGUAGUUUCUGGUUCCCUGAGCUGUUCUGGCUUUUUUAUUGUCCCUCCUCACAAGGAAUCUGUCCCUUCUUACUCUCUCAUCAGGUAUUUGAGUCCCAUUGAUGAGUAAGCCAUGGGAAAGCAUUUGUACAGAAAAUAAUCAUGGUGGUUUCCUCAAAAGCCCGGGAUCACAGGUGAUAGCUUUCUCACUGGUUCUUACCAGUAAGUCCUUCAUGUGUCCACUCAGAAUGGUAGGGACACAAGCUUUCCAGAUCCACUGCCCUUUACUUGGAACAGCUUCUUCAUGACGGCCAGGUCCAAAAUCCCUUACCCCCAGCACCACUGUCUGUGCUCCAGGUGUUUGCAGUCACAACAUUGAGACUCCAAAAGCCUGAGCCUGUCAGGGAGGAGGUGUUUACCCCAUGGCAAGACAUGGCAUAGUUUACAGAGAGCUGAAACUUCUCAGUGAAGGGUCUCUCCCUAAUCCCAGGUUGUUGAAUUUGCUGUAUUUCAUACUGUUUACAGGUAAACCAAAAUUGGGUCCCAUUAGUCCACCCUUCCUUUUCCUAAACUUUUUUAAAAAAAUAAAUCUUUUGGGAUUUCUAGUGGUCCAGUGGUUAAGACUCCACACUUCCAAUGCAGGAGGUGUGAGGGUUCAAUCCCUGGUUGGGGAACUAAGAUCCUACAUGCCUCUUGGCAUGGCCAAAAAAUAAAAUUAAAAAAAAAAAAAACAAGUAUGAAAAUAAAUAAUUAGGACUGUACCCAUAUUAUCAAAUCCUGUUACACACAUCUUGCCUACCCAGUUACUAAAGGCUAGCUGAGCCCCCGGUUUGAGGUGCUGUAACGAAUAGUUGGCUGACGCCUAAGUAUGUGACAUCUGCUGCUCUUCCUGUCAUGUGCCAAGUUCUUAAUUCCAUCAAAAUAUCACCAGCCUUAUUUGUGUUUGAUAAGACAUGGUUCAGCUCUUACUCAGCCAAUGAGACACAAAUUCCCUGGUAUUUUUCCUGUAAAUUAAUAGUUGGCUUCAGAGAACUACUUUUUCCUAUGAAGAUCAUUGCUGCAGUGGCUGGAGUCCUGUCUACAUCUUGCUUGCUUCUAGCAAACCACCCUCCCCAGCCUCCAGGGCCUUUUUUGUUAAAUCCUUGCCCCUGAGUGCUCGUUGCCUUAGGCCUGGCAUCUUUGCUGUCUGCUAUCUUCCUCUUGUGUUGUAUGGACUCACAUGUCCUACUUCAUUGCCUCAGUUUCUUUCCUUGUCAAGUUUAGACAGCUGUCUAGCAGAUCCUGUUUCCAGCCAGAUCAAGUCCUUCUAGCUAAGGCCUGACUUCAUCCAUUCAUUCUUUUUGAAAAUAUUAUAAAGUUACACAUGCAAAACAGACAAAUCAGUGAAACAAUAAGCCAGAAGUAGAGCCUGCUCUAAGAUGGAGGUAUUUUUUAAAGGGAAUCACAAACCAGUGGAAAAGAUUGUACAGGAUUGUGCAAUAAGUGAUGUUAGACUAGAACUUUCCUGGUGGUCCAGUGGUUAAGACUGAGUUCCCAAUGCAGGGGGUACAGGUUCAAUCCCUGCUCAGGGAACUAAGAUCCCGCAUGCCCUGGGCAUGGGCAAAAUUAAGUAAAUCAAAAUGAUGUUGGACCAAUGGGUUACUAACUUGGGAAAGAAAAUCAAUCUCAUUUAGACCCCUAUUUCAUAGUAUACUUCAACAUUAAUUUCAGGUUAAUUUUUCAAAGCCCUGUAGAAACUAGAGGUGAAGAGGAGAUACUACAAUAAAAGAAUGAACUUUCCAAGUUUAGAACCAAUAGAGUAAUUCCCCAGGGGAAAAGAUUUAACAUUUCUAGGUACAACCAUCCUGCCUGACUAAUAUGCCUAUUUUAAAGAAAAUGAUUAUUAAAAGGCAAAAAGCAUGGGCAAAAAAUAAUUAUGGCAGAAAACAAUAUACAUAAAAAUAAAUAAUAAGCAAAUUAUCUUUUAUAUUAAGAACAAUGAAAUGAGAAAAAUGGAGAAUAGUUAUGUAAACUAUGACACAUUCAGCCCAUGAAUAUUAAACAGCCCUCAAAAACUCUAAAAAGUGGUAAAAGACUACAUUAAUAUUGAUACAAGUACAUCUGUGACAAAAUUAAGUGAAAAGAAUCAGGAUAUGAAAGUGUAGUUCCAACUGCUUGUAACUAUAUAAAAAUAGAAAAACCAUAUACAAGGGAAACUGGAGGUAUUAGGUUUGCAGAGUUUUGUUUUUUUUUUUUUCCUUUUUCCUCUUUUGCCCAAAUUUGGGUUUAUACUCCAUGGUGAAAUAAAUUCAUUUAUUUU